Manacus vitellinus (golden-collared manakin) is the source of this 1207-nucleotide messenger RNA. It is a transcript of the gene GMDS, whose product is annotated as GDP-mannose 4,6-dehydratase. The transcript is spliced from 11 exons. The coding region runs from base 1 to 1146 and encodes 381 amino acids. Gene Ontology annotation, molecular function: GDP-mannose 4,6-dehydratase activity. Lineage: Eukaryota; Metazoa; Chordata; Aves; Passeriformes; Pipridae. Gene Ontology annotation, biological process: GDP-mannose metabolic process. The record is from RefSeq and is a predicted model, not a curated record.
AUGUUUUUGAAAACUCAGUUGGUCGGGCAAGCAGAGUUACUGCUGCCUUCAGAAGCUGUGUGGAAGGACCGUGUGUGCAAGGGAAAUGCCAGCGUGACACAGUGCUACAGAGACAUAUUGGUUUGCAGAGAUGGAUCGUACUUGGCUGAGUUCCUGUUGGAAAAAGGCUACGAGGUGCAUGGCAUCGUUCGUCGGUCUAGUUCUUUUAAUACAGGCCGGAUUGAACAUCUCUAUAAGAACCCACAGGCUCACAUUGAAGGAAACAUGAAGCUGCACUACGGGGAUCUCACUGACAGCACCUGCCUGGUGAAGAUCAUUAAUGAAGUCAAACCCUCUGAAAUAUACAACCUGGGAGCUCAGAGCCAUGUCAAGAUUUCUUUCGACCUAGCAGAAUAUACUGCUGACGUUGAUGGAGUUGGCACUUUGCGACUUCUAGAUGCUAUUAAGACCUGUGGCCUUAUCAACUCUGUGAAGUUCUACCAAGCCUCCACCAGUGAACUUUUUGGAAAAGUGCAAGAAAUCCCGCAAAAGGAGACCACCCCUUUUUACCCAAGAUCGCCUUAUGGGGCAGCAAAACUGUAUGCCUACUGGAUUGUGGUGAACUUCAGAGAAGCCUACAAUCUCUUUGCUGUGAACGGCAUCCUCUUCAAUCAUGAAAGCCCCAGGAGAGGGGCUAACUUUGUCACUCGAAAGAUUAGCCGAUCGGUAGCAAAGAUUCACCUCGGACAGCUGGACUGUUUCAGCCUGGGCAAUCUGGAUGCUAAGAGAGACUGGGGUCAUGCCAGGGACUAUGUUGAGGCCAUGUGGCUGAUGUUGCAAACGGAUGAGCCUGAGGACUUUGUCAUAGCUACUGGGGAGGUCCACAGUGUCCGUGAAUUUGUGGAGAAGUCAUUUAAGCACAUUGGGAAAACCAUCGUGUGGGAAGGGAAGAAUGAAAAUGAAGUGGGACGAUGCAAAGAGACUGGCAAGAUUCAUGUGACAAUCAAUCACAAGUACUACAGGCCAACUGAAGUGGAUUUUCUGCAAGGGGACUGUACCAAAGCUAGGCAAAAGCUGAACUGGAAGCCAAGAGUCACGUUUGAUGAGCUGGUCAGGGAGAUGGUAGACGCUGACGUGGAGCUCAUGAGGAACAAUCCCAAUGCCUGAUCCCUGGCUGGGCUGGGCAGGCAUCAGAGGAGCCAUGCCAGGGAUACAACCCAUGGCCAGC